AUGGACGUUUCUCAUCUCGCUCAUCUGAUUAGACGAUCAAGAUCCAGGUCAUUCGCUGCCGGACCUGUAGGACAUGCGAACAUCGUUGUGAAAUCACCCAACGAUAGUGGGGUAGUAUUGGAGAAGAAAGCGGCAGGAGAGUACGGUCAUGUCACCGCUCCAACUUCCACUGCCGGUGCUGCCACUCGUACAGUUGGUAAAGCCGCACAGAUCACCAGUACACAAAGGCAGGCCGCUCAAGCUGCUACGAUAGGAACGACUAGAAGUUCUGUCUCUAGCAUAGCCGCCAAAGCUGGUACAUCAGAUGGAUCAGCCAAAGCCACUUUGGCAUUGAGUUCUGCUAAGAGCACCAUCGCUCAGUCUUCUUCCGCUGCUUCCUCCACAACUUCCACAUCGACGUCCUCAUCUACUUCCACCUCCACGUCUACCUCAUCGUCCUCAUCCACUACUCCCUCUUCAACUAGUACGAGAACCUCGACCACGACCAGGUCUUCCAGUACCGUCCAUUCGACUUCCACCUCCGCUGUAAGGGCUUUGACAUCUUCGACCACCAGUUCGUCUCUACCAUCCUCCACUCUCAACGCCGCUAAAACCAGUUCCUCUUCUUCCGGCAUGUCCACCGGCUCUGUCGUUGGUGUAGCAUUAGGAGCAAUAUUUGGAGUAGUAGUUAUCGGUAGUUUCGUCGGAUGGCUUUAUCGAAAAUACACUGCUCGAGCGUAUUCCUCCAAAUCACCUUGGUCGAAGAUCGACGACGAUAUCACUCCAUACCCUCCACCAAAUGAGAAAUACAGUGAUCAACCUGCCGACGAUAUCUAUGGUGGUGCAGCUGCGCCGGUAAUUGGGUCCAGACGUGCUUUGGCUCUGGCAAGGGAAAACGCAUAUGACGGUUCACUUAGACCAGAUUCAGAAAUGUAUGAUAGAGAUAGCAAUCAUGCUGGAUUCGGAGCUGGUGGUUUGGCGAUGGGAAUGGCUGCUUCACCUAGUUAUGGAUACGAUGCACAAGGAAGACCUUACAAUCCUCAACCUGGAGCGACACCCAUGUCAUACGGAUACGAAGAUCAGUAUACCCCAUACUAUGAUUCAUCUCCUCAAUCUGCGGAUCACAGACAACUUGUCGGUCCCAAUGCUCAUCCUUACGCCAUGUCUAUGCCCACUGCUAUGCCGAUGGGUCGACCAGCCGCUCCUUCGACAGCAGCUGAAUUUGCCUUAGCAGAAGAUUACGCCGACGAACCGCUCACACCCGGCUUAGCAUAUACCGGGGACGAGCCUAGAACACCAACCUCUCAAAUCGGUACGGCUUUCGCUCCUCCUGCUAAUGGUUCAAACUACAAUCAGAAUCGAAGUCGGGUUUCUCUCAUACCUCAGGCACCUAGAGUGAUGUCACCUACGGAAUCAUUGACUGUUCACGAUACCGUGCCCGCGCCUCACCUUGCACCUCCUCCGCCGGUAGCUUCAGCCUCCUCUAGUCAUAUCCCCUUACCUGCUUUUGCGCCCCUCUCACCACUCAUGGACGAUUUCACCUUCAAGAGACAAUCUCAGCCUUUGGCGAUGUACGAGGAUGAAAAGACCGCUCAGAAGAGGAUGUACACUGAAGUAGCUACUACGGCGGGUAUUGUCGAGCCUACUACACCUUGUUCCGCUGGUCCAAGUCCUGACCCUCAAUUGAACGAAUCUACCACAUCGACUACAUCAAGUUUCUCUGCUCCCCAGGCCAAUACUUCUACGGAAACAAUGAGAUUACCUGAAGUUACCGUAAACCCACCUGAACCAUACGUGCAUGGUCAACCUUUAUCGCCAUUGAAGGAAGUUCCCACGCCUUUAUCGACAGCCUCCACCGGUGAACCAUUGUUAAACCCAUUUGAUUUACCUUUACCUACUCGAAAUCCUGGUUCUUCCAGUUUGAGUGCACCGCCAUACAGCGCAACAAGUAGUUCAGGAGCUACUGGAUACCCAUCUGCGAUCCCCUCUGCUGCUUAUCCACCGCCCAGUCAUGGAGGGAUGAGCGUGCCGGGAAGUGUGACUGAUUCGCCCCGAUGGGUGAAUGACACUUCCUCGACAUCUAGGGGAAGGACUGUUAGUGUGUAUGAGGAAGAUGAUGCGUAUGGAGGUAUUUAG
Kwoniella mangroviensis CBS 8507 is the source of this 2115-nucleotide messenger RNA. RefSeq lists its product as uncharacterized. The record is from RefSeq and is a predicted model, not a curated record. The transcript has 3 exons. NCBI's taxonomy places the organism in Eukaryota, Fungi, Basidiomycota, Tremellomycetes, Tremellales, Cryptococcaceae. Bases 1 to 2115 code for a protein of 704 amino acids.